AUGGCCAGUGGUGUGUGUUCUCUGGUGGGUAACACCAUACUACUCUAUGUCUCCUAUAAUAAGAAGAUGCUGCUGAAACCAGCAGAGUUCUUCACUAUUAACCUGGCUGUCAGUGACCUGGGCAUGACCCUUAGCCUCUACCCCCUGGCUGUGACAUCUAGUAUCUACCACAGGUGGAUGUAUGGUAAGACUGUGUGUCUGGUCUAUGCCUUCUGUGGAGUGUUGUUUGGUAUCUGCAGUCUGACCACCCUGACCAUCCUCAGUACUGUGUGCUGCCUCAAGGUCUGCUACCCUCUCUAUGGUAACAGGUUCUGCCCAGACCAUGGUCGUAUCCUGAUAGCGUGUGCGUGGGCGUAUGCCCUGGUGUUUGCCUGUUCCCCUCUAGCCCAUUGGGGUGCAUACGGCCCAGAGCCCUACGGAACGGCCUGCUGUAUCGACUGGCAGCGGUCCAACCGGGACAGUGUGGCGAGGUCCUACACGGUGGCACUGUUCCUCUGCUGCUACGUCCUGCCCUCCUGUGUCAUCACUUCRGCCUACUCACAGAUCCUGGUCACGGUCAGGGAGUCACGGAGAGCAGUGGAGCAACACGUCUCACAACAAACACACAUGGGGAAUGUACAGACCACCAUAGUGAAGCUCAGUGUGGCGGUGUGUAUUGGUUUCUUCACAGCGUGGAGUCCCUACGCCCUGGUCUCCAUGUGGGCAGCGUUUGGUCACAUGGACUCCAUCCCUCCGAUGGCUUUUGCCAUCCCUGCCGUGUUUGCUAAGUCCUCAACCCUCUACAACCCUCUGGUCUAUCUGCUGCUGAAGCCCAACUUCCGCCACCUCUUGUCUAAAGACCUUCACUCCCUCCACAGGGCCUGUGUUUUCCAGUGUCGCUGUGUCCGCCACCUCUUGUCUAAAGACCUUCAUCCCUCCACAGGGCCUGUGUUUUCCAGUGUCGCUGUGUCCGCCACCUCUUGUCUAAAGACCUUCACUCCCUCCACAGGGCUGUGUUUUCCAGUGUCGCUGUGUCCGCCACCUCUUGUCUGUCCAGUGUCCGCUGUGUCCGCCACCUCCGCCGCUUCUACUACCACUCCGUCCUUGCCGUUACGCUGGCUAUGCCCGCGGGGAUCAGAAUCAAACUCCGCCCCCAAUGUGGUCACCACUGCUGCCGCAGCCCACGCAGUGCUAUGCUCCUCGCAAUGCCCCUGCGAGCACUGCCAGGAUACGUUUGAGUGUUUUAAACAGUAUCUGAGAUGUUGUCAUGUCAACGUGAACACUGUACAGCUCUCACUACAGGAUAGUGUGUCUCCUGUUGUACCCCCCGCACCAUGCCCUCCCGUAACCCCGGGCAAAACUCCACCCCCGGUCCCCAACGCAAAAAAGAGUGUACGCGUCAUUGUAAGAGGUAGGAAGAGCUCAGAGAUAGACAGUCUAGAGAUCACCUUGGAGACAGUCCCCUCCCACUACAAGGCUGCCAGACCCUGAGAAACACACAGACCUUUAUACACACACGUACACAGCCUCUCUUUUAUGAAUGUAUUUUCUUAACAUCUAUGUCUUAAGACAAAGAUGUGUUUGUUUUUUUACGAAUGUCUGUUUGUAAGGUAAAUCUGUGCCAUUUUCUAAAUCAAAAGUGACUAUUAAUAUAUGAGUUUAUUUAUUUAUUCAUUAGUUAGUUGUACUGUAUGUCUCAUUGAAUAGGUCAUAAUGUUGCAACAGGUUCUUAUCCCUUUAACCAGUACAACUUCACCCAAUCAGAUGUGAGCAGAGGUAGACCUCAACCAACCAGCUCAGAGUUGAGGUGCACCUCAACCAAUCAAUGGCAAUCCCUUUAGUUUUUGGGUAUGAAGAGAAAUAAGAUGAUCAUGACUGGUUUCAAUUAUAGUUUACAUAUUUUCAAAAUAAUAAUUUGUUGACAGUAGAUAUUAACAAUAUUGGUGUGUUGAUGAUGAUAAACCUUACUUAAAGAGAACAUAUUGUUCAGAGCAAAGCUGUGUUUGACACCUUUUCUUUUUCAACAUUGAUAUUUUAGUCUCUCAGAGUUACUAAAGGCAUAAGCUUUCAACAUGUCCCUUUUGUCCACUGUUGUUUCUCUACAGUGUUACAGUUGAAGUCGGAAGUUUACAUACA
Salvelinus sp. IW2-2015 is the source of this 2115-nucleotide messenger RNA. NCBI's taxonomy places the organism in Eukaryota, Metazoa, Chordata, Actinopteri, Salmoniformes, Salmonidae. The record is from RefSeq and is a predicted model, not a curated record.